UUAAUAGUAAUUAUAUUUAACAUACGUUAUACAUUAUUAACUGUAACGCAAACAUCUAACAAUAAUCUAUUACAACAAAUUGAAAAUGAGUACCUUCUAGAAGAGCGAAGAUACACAGUAAAGGAACAAAAACAGAAGAAAGAAGAACAGGAACCACCAUUAAUAGAACCAACAACACCUAGUUUAUUAAUCAAUGAAGAUAAGAAACAACGUCCAUGGUUUUUAAAGAACGGUCAACUAUAUCCCACAAAAUCAAAACAUAGUAGUACUCGAUCUCAAAUUAAAUUAUUCCCAGAGGAAUUAAAGAAUAAUGAUAGAAUUAUAAAUCAAUUAAUGUAUAUACCAACUAAUUAUUCAGAUAAAAAUGGUGAUAAUUUUAAAGUAAUUUAUUUACCACAUGGCUCAAAUUCAUGGGGUGGAAAUAUAUUUAAUAGAGAAAAUGAUGGCUUACAUAAUAAUAAAUUAAAAAUAUUUAGUAAAUGUCCAGUGUCAAGGUGUAUGUUAACUACUAAUAAAUUUGAUAAAUAUACUGCAGAUGCAAUUUUGUAUAAAGAUGGUAAUGUGCCAGAGCGAAAGUUUACUACACCAACCAAACAGAUAUGGAUAAUGUACUUAUUAGAAUGUCCAUUUCACACAGGAGAUAUGCCAAAGUCAGGGCAAAUAAAUUGGACAGCAACAUACCGUCUAGAUAGUGAUAUUGUGACGCCAUACGAACGUUGGGUGUCAUACUAUGACAUUUAUAAGAAUGUUAGUCAACAUUCUAUUAAUUUAAAUAAUAAUAAUAUUGAUAUCAACUAUGCAAAAAAUAAAACAAAAAAGGUUGCAUGGUUUGUAUCAAAUUGUUUUGCUAGAAAUAAACGUCUACAAUAUGGUACUGAACUACAGAACUAUAUAGGUGUGGAUAUUUAUGGUUCCUGUGGCAGUAAUUAUUGCCCACGUGGAAAAUCAAAAGAAUGUUUUCAAACAUUAGAUCGAGAUUAUAAAUUUUAUUUAGCAUUUGAAAAUUCAAAUUGUAAAGAUUAUAUUACAGAAAAAUUCUUUGUAAAUGGUUUAGGGCAUAAUAUAAUACCAAUCGUAAUGGGUGGUACAUCAAUUGAAGACUAUAAUAAGGUAGCACCAGCAAAUUCAUUCAUUCAUGUUGAUGAAUUUAAAUCAGCAAAAGAAUUAAGUGAAUAUUUAAAAGAAUUAGAUAAAAAUGAUUAUUUAUACAAUAAAUACUUUAAAUGGAAACAUACCGGUGAAUUUAUAAAUACAUAUUUUUGGUGUCGUUUAUGUGCAAUGUUACAUGCAUUGGAUUAUGAUUACAGUGAUUUUACUAAACAUUACGAAAAUUUAAAUGAAUGGUGGCGUGGUUAUAAUGUUUGUAAGACAUAA
This is a messenger RNA of Chrysoperla carnea, 1374 nucleotides long. Its product is annotated as glycoprotein 3-alpha-L-fucosyltransferase A-like. The transcript is spliced from 4 exons. The annotation marks the transcript as partial. Gene Ontology annotation, molecular function: alpha-(1->3)-fucosyltransferase activity. NCBI's taxonomy places the organism in Eukaryota, Metazoa, Arthropoda, Insecta, Neuroptera, Chrysopidae. The record is from RefSeq and is a predicted model, not a curated record. Gene Ontology annotation, cellular component: membrane.